GGCGGUUCUUCAAUUAUAUCGGAACGUGUGGUUCUGAAUCUCAGCCUGGCUGAAUAUUUCGUUUUCUCUGGAUUCUACGGCGAACUGUGUAGAAAUGUCGGGUCUUAAUUACAGCAAGUGGGACCACAUUGAGGUUUCUGAUGACGAAGACGAUACUCAUCCUAAUAUAGAUACACCCAGCUUGUUUAGAUGGCGCCAUCAAGCUCGUCUAGAAAGAGAUGCUGCUUGGAAGAAGGAAAAGGAAGAGUUUGAGCAGAAUUAUAAAUCUUUCUUAGCUAAAUACAAUGAAUCACAACAGAAAUUAAAUCAAGCUAAAGAGGCUGGUGCUGAAGAUGUGAAUGAGUUGCAGAAACGUUUUGAAGAACUUGAAGUUGAAGCCAAAAAAUGGCUCGCUAAAGAAGCUGAAAUGAAGAAGAAAGAAAGGCUGAGACCUUUGAAUAUUGAUACAAUUUGCAAAGAAGGGAAGUCAAAAACAUGUAUCAACUCAUCUAAACUGAAAUAUGAUGAUGACACUAGCAAAAACGAUAAUCCUGAAGAGGCAGCAGUUAAUCGUCUAAAAGAUUUUGUCAGUAAACAUAACAGUGCUAUACGAAAAUUUGGAUUAUUACGCAAACCAUUAUGCUCUCAAAAUUAUCUUAUUGAGAAUCCAUAUCUUGUUUGUGAAGAAACAGCUAAUCAGCUUGUUAUUUGGUGUGUUGAAUUAGAAAUGGAGAAGAAAUCCGAACUAAUGAAGCAUGUAUCUCAUCAAUGUAUAGUUUUGCAGUUUAUGCUUGAGUUGGCAAAAUCACUUAAGGUUGAUCCAAGAGCAUGUAUUCGGCCAUUCUUUGCCAAAUAUAUAAAUCCUGAGCCAGAAUAUCAGAAAGCAUUCAAUGAUGAACUUACAGCAUUCCAAGAAAGAGUUCGUGCUCGUGCCAAAGUUCGUUUAGAAGAGGCUGUAAUGCAGAUUGAAGAGGAAGAGAAACAGAAACGUCUUGGCCCAGGUGGUCUUGAUCCAGUCGAAGUUUUUCAAUCAUUGCCAGCGGUAAGUAAACACGCCCUAUUAUUAUUAUUAUUUGUUGAGUUGAUUAUGAAUUUUACCGGUACGAGAAUUGGAGUCUUCUUUCUUACAUAUUUAGAGACAAUCAGUUGUUGGGAUUUACUAUAUUGUGUUGUUCAAGUUACACCAUCCAGUGGACUGGAUUAUAAGGACAGUGAUCGUUAAUCUAGAUACUGCUGCAACCCAGGUUUUCUUUCCAACUUCAAUCAUCACUCAAUCACUUGGUUCAGUCAGUCAAGCUAAGUCUAUCUCAGAUAGUCUUAUCAGUAACUGGUCGGUAGUGUUCAGUCUAACCACCGUGAAAUUGGUCACUACAUUGUCAUUAACAAUUUCCUAAGUGUAUUUAUCGAUUUAUAUAGGUGACUGAUCAAUCAGAAAUUUUCUAAAUGAAAACGGAUAUCCUGAAUAGCUCAACAAAGCGAACAUAUCUUACGUUAAUUCCAAACGUGAAUUGAUAAUAAUGGACAAGAAAUCACUGUUUCUGCACAUUUACAGUCCAAUGGAAAAUGCCAAAAGUGACAAACAGAAUGUUUUGUUUCAGUCGUCUUUUUAUAUCUCUCAGUAAUCGUUUAGUGCUCAGUUUAAGAGAAAAGAAUAAUUUACCUGAUUUUAGCUCCUCAUCGUGUAUGUACCGAAUAAAUUUCCUGAGGAACAAGUUAUAUAUAGCGUAAGUUAAGCAGGUGCGUAUUCGAAUAUGAGAACAUUUGCUGUCUUGGCUAAGAAAAGGCGAGAUCGAGGCAAUAAAUCCUAUUCUAGCGCGCGCGCACACACACACAGUGGACACAGCACCACGUAGAUGCUUACACCGUGUUCCGAAAACAUUACCAAAUGUAGCUCGCCAAAUUCAAAAAAAAACGAAACGCUAUUCCCAUCAUUCUUGUUUGCCAUCCGUUUUAUCUCAUCAUCAUUCUUGAUACACAUCAGUCAUCUUAACAUGUGUCAAUCCACAUAUCAUUUUCAGUAUGUAUUUACCACAAACGACCUGUUUUUACGCUGAAUAAUUCCAUUUUAUAACUGUAGAAUAUCAGUGAGAAUUUACGGAGAAGACUAUCCUUUUUCCAUAUUCUCUUUCAAUUAGAGUAAGUCUAAUCACCAUACAGAAAAAAUCCAACACUAAGCAAAUGAUAUUCGAGUUGUUCUGUUAUUAAAAGCAUGUUUAAGAAGUUGGUGUGUAUCAUAGACAACAAUAAUUUCCGUUAUUAGCAUAAACUUGGUAAGGAUGCUAUUGUUGAACGUAUAUGUCUAUCCAAAUGAACAUUCAUUGUUUACAGAAUCUUCAGGAGUGUUUUGAGAAGAAAGAUGUAGAGUUGUUGAAAACCGUAUUGUGCAGUAUGGAUCCACAACAAGCUGAAUAUCAUAUGAAGAGGUGUGUUGAUAGCGGUUUAUGGGUCGAUAAUGCUCAUGCAGAAGAAGAACCAAGUAGUCAGGCUGAAAGUGAUGGCAACACAAAUCAAACAGAAGAAACACCAGUCGAACCAACUGAUACCCUUUAAAUAUCAUAACUCACUAUGUGUACACUUACCACCAAUUUUAAACUUCUUAUAUUCCAAUGCGUUUUCGUCUUUUCUUCUGUCUAUCAAGUCCCUUCACUGACUCAUUCUAUACGCAAAUGCUUAACUCUAACGUAUUCGCGUAAGAUUGCACUAUGUAACUUUCAAACUACAUGAAUUUGUGCAUACU
Molecule: messenger RNA, 2716 nt
Organism: Heterobilharzia americana
Lineage: Eukaryota; Metazoa; Platyhelminthes; Trematoda; Strigeidida; Schistosomatidae
Source: the annotation of a GenBank genome assembly